This is a messenger RNA of Rotaria socialis, 732 nucleotides long. The record is from the annotation of a GenBank genome assembly. NCBI's taxonomy places the organism in Eukaryota, Metazoa, Rotifera, Eurotatoria, Philodinida, Philodinidae.
AUGACUGAGAUGAAUAUUGAAACAUCAUAUCCAAUUAAACCUGAAUUACCAUCAGGCGAUGAUCUACCAACCAUAGUUGCCAAUGAUUCAUUGAGUCUUGCUGAUUCUCAACAAGGUCGACGAAGACAAAAUCGUGUACAUAAUCAAAGAAGAAAUACAGGAAGAAUUGUAUGGAAUGAUGAAACAAAACAAGUUGAAAUUCAAGAUGAUUCUUCCGUUGGUAAGAAAUCUAACGAUACAUCAAGCGAUAAAGAUAUUCAACAAUCAUCAAUGAUCGGUUCUCGAAGUCUAAUGUCUCGAUUUAACAACAGUAACAAAGAAUGUAUGCCUCCAGUCUUACGAAUUAAUCGUUCACACAAUCAUGAACCGUCAAAAAAACCAUUGGCAGCGCAGAAUUCUUCAUUAGUGCAUGGAAUCAGUUCAAAAAAAGAUAAUAAUGAUUUAUCGAUGAUCAAAUUAUAUGAAGAAACAAAAAAGCUCAUUGAUCAACUGAAUGAACAAGCUGAUCGAUUAGAAAAAGAUAUUAUUGAUCGUGAUCAAAUCAUUGAAAAUCUCAAAACAUCUCAAUAUUUUGAACAAUCAUUUGACAAACGAGAAAAACGAGUUUAUGAACGAAGAAUAUCUGAAUUGGGAGACGAAUUACAAAAGAUCGAUUCAAUAAAGUCAGAUAAUAUUCGUUUCAAAGAAGAAAAUGCUGCACUGAUUCGUCUUAUUAGUAAACUAUCGAAAUGA